AUGAGUGACAAUGAUGACAUCGAAGUGGACAGUGAUGAAGAAUCACCGAGAUAUCACUCAGUGGCGGACAAGCGGGCGCACCACAAUGCUCUGGAGCGUAAGCGUAGGGACCAUAUCAAGGACAGCUUCCACAGCCUGCGCGACUCUGUGCCCGCUCUCCAGGGGGAGAAGGUGGGUACUAAGGCUUCUCGAGCUCAGAUCUUAGACAAAGCCACAGAGUACAUCCAGUACAUGAGGCGGAAAAACCACACACACCAACAGGACAUCGAUGACCUCAAACGGCAAAACUCCCUGCUGGAGCAACAAGUGCGUGCUCUGGAGAAGGUGAAGGGCUCCACUCAGCUCCAGUCCAACUACUCCUCGUCGGACAGCAGCCUGUACACCAACCCGAAGGGAAGUGCUGUGUCUGCGUUCGACGGAGGCUCUGAUUCUAGCUCAGAGUCUGAACAUGAGGAGCUGCCGACCCGUAAGAAGCUCCGCGAGAGCUAA
Molecule: messenger RNA, 489 nt
Organism: Knipowitschia caucasica
Lineage: Eukaryota; Metazoa; Chordata; Actinopteri; Gobiiformes; Gobiidae
Source: the annotation of a GenBank genome assembly